This is a messenger RNA of Salmo salar (Atlantic salmon), 1232 nucleotides long. NCBI's taxonomy places the organism in Eukaryota, Metazoa, Chordata, Actinopteri, Salmoniformes, Salmonidae. The record is from RefSeq and is a predicted model, not a curated record.
UGCACACGUAGGCGUGAUCAAAGCUGGGGGCUUUAUUUAUUUUUUACUUCUUUAACUUGACUUGUGACUAAAACCACUUCAUCUUCAUGUGAGUACUGCACAUGUAUCCAGUUUAGAAUACUGGAAAGAUGAGCAGCCCUCCCAAACCGACAACCAUACCUCACAUUGUAAAAGAGGAGGUCAUUGCAUCUGGGAAAUGGUUGAAACUUGAGAAGACCACCUAUGUGGACCCUGUUGGAAACACAAGAACUUGGGAGACUACGAAAAGGACAACCAGACAGGCCAAUGCAGCAGAUGGUGUGGGGAUCAUCGCCCUUCUGAAGCGGACCCUCCACAAAGACUGCGUUGUCAUGGUGAAGCAGUUCCGUCCACCAAUGGGGUGCUAUACCCUAGAGUUCCCUGCAGGUCUGAUUGACGAGGAUGAGAGUGCAGAGAUUGCUGCUCUGCGAGAGCUGAAGGAGGAGACUGGUUACAAGGGGGAGGUGGUAGGAGUCACCCCAGUGACCUGCUUGGACCCUGGCCUCUCAAACUGCACCACACAGAUCGUCAUGGUUAACAUCAAUGGAGAUGACCUCGAAAACACCAACCCCACACAGCAGCUGGGUGAUGGAGAAUUUGUUGAAGUUCUUCUUCUACCUCUUGAUGAAUUCCAGAGGGAAAUUGAUGACCUGAUGAAGAAGGAGAAGAUUGUGGUGGACUCUAAAGUUUACAUCUACGGCAUGGGGAUGUCCCAAGCCUUCUUUAAACCCAAUGAACUCCGAGUGCUCAAACAGUGAGAGAAGGAUGGGGAGAGAAAGUAAAGUGGAGAGAGUAGACUAGAUGGAUGGGAAUAGAGGGAGAGGGUAUUAGGCUGCCGACUCCUUUUGUUGUAGUCUCUCUGUUACACUACGAAUAUAGAAUUUCUAAAUGAUAACUCUGAUUACAUACUGGAACAUUCCCAACUUUCACUAACUCGGCUGAUUGAGCUUUACUGUAAAAUAACUUUUAAAAGGUACUGUUAUAAUAAUGUGCCUUGAAAGAUGUUACUUGCAACGGCAAUACUUUUGCGCAUGUCGGUGCAUUUAUGUUGACAUCCAUUAGUUCACACCAAUGCUCUGUUAGACCAAGGUAUAGAUGUAGAUGUCUCCUUGCUGGUAUAAAGCUGACAUGCAGCUGAUCCUCACAUUUUAUUCAGCAAUUAACAGUAAUUGAAUGAACUUGAUGUCAAUAAACAUGUUAUUCUUAUAGCAACA